AAAUCAUCUGUUUUUUCGGCGGAGGCACUAACUACGUCAUUGGCGUUUUCAGUGACCCUGACCAAGUGCACUCGUUUGUUGUUGUUAUUGUUGUUGUUUGAUAGCAUCCCCCUGCUCCCCUUCCCUCUUCUAUCAAUGAUCAGAAACAAAUUUGCGUAAUAAGCGAAAUUAACAUAAAUAAUAACAACAAAUUGCACUGAUAAGAGCCACGAGAACAUUGAACCACCACGCGAGCCGAACCACUGAUAAGAUGCCCAACUCUUUAUUCCAGAUUUAGCAUGCCGGAAUACAUGGAGGUCUUGCCCCACCGCUCCCUGAUGGAUGGAAUAGCCGAGACGGCGGGCGUUCCCGUGGAGGCGCUGCGACUGCUGCUCACCAUUCUGGCAGGUUACCCAAUAGCUGCGAUCUAUCUCAAAUUCCUGGCCAGCAUAAAUGAUAAGGUUGUGCAUCACAUGUUCUUCGCCUCUUGCGGCGCUGGACUCUGCUACUUCAACUACGGCAACGACACAUAUCACUCCCUGCUGGGCAUCAUGACCACUUACUUCCUGGCCCUGUUUCUGCGCAAUGCAACGACCAUCUUUCUGACGAUAAACUUUUUAUUCCACAUGACAUACUUGCUGCUGGGCUACUACUACACGGCCAGCAACGAGUACGACAUAUUGUGGACGAUGCCCCACUGCAUUUUGGUGCUCCGGAUGAUUGGCUUUGGCUUCGACUUAACCGACGGAUUGAAGAGCGAAGAUGCCCUGUCCAAGGACCAAAAGGAAACGGCCCUGAAGGAGCUCCCAUCGCCGCUGGAACUGCUGGCCUUCGCAUACUUUCCCAGUGGGUUUCUGGUGGGACCGCAGUUCCCCUACCGCCGCUAUCAGAACUUCAUCGACGGCAAGUACCGGGAGUACGAAGGAAGCUACGACGCGGGCAUACGGCGUUUUGGAGCAGGAGCCUUCUAUCUGAUCGUGUGUCAGGUUGGACUGAGCUAUCUCCCCGAUUCGUACUUCCUCACGCCGGAGUUCGCCGGAGAGCCGUUCCUGAACAGGAUCUACAUGCUGGGAUUCUGGGCCAAGUUCAGCCUAUACAAAUACAUAUCCUGUUGGCUGCUCACCGAGGGAGCCUUGAUCUGCAUCGGACUGACAUACAGGGGCGUGGAUAGCGAGGGGAAUCCCGACUGGUCGGGCUGCAGCAACGUCAAGUUGAAGCUGCUGGAAACGGGCAACACCAUGGAGCACUACGUGCAGAGUUUUAACGUAAACACCAAUCAGUGGGUGGGCCAGUACAUCUACAAGCGGCUGAAGUUCCUCAACAACCGCACGAUCAGCUACGGAGCAGCAUUGGGUUUCCUGGCCGUCUGGCACGGCUAUCACAGCGGCUACUACAUGACCUUCCUUAUGGAAUACAUGGUCGUGAGCACCGAAAAGCAAAUCACACGCUUCUACACCAAAGUGGUGCUGCCCAAGUGGGGCCACAUUCUCGAGAAUUCGGACAUCUAUAAGCUUUUGUAUUUCGUGGUAUUGAAGUCCUACAACAUUGUCUACAUGGGCUGGUGCUUGGUGGCCUUCGUGUUCCUGAAGUACGAGCGCUGGAUCAUUGUGUACGGGGCAGUAAACUACUAUGGUUUUGUUGUCCUGAUCGGAUGGGCUGCCUUCUAUCAUUCUUACCGGCAGCUCACCCGAGGAGGGUCGCGCCGAGAGGCUGGCGAAGAUAGAAAGCUGCAGGAGAAGAAGAGCGAAGAAAUAUCAAAGUCGGAGGAAAAGAAACCGGAAGAAAAAAAGGCUGAUUAGCGAGGAACGAGAAUGCGUUCGAAAGACAUUUCGAAAUUUUAGUUUUGCCUUGACAAUUAUUUGGAAUUCGAGAAUUAAAUUAAAUUGGAAUUAGUUGACUAACCAAAUAAGUUUUACCAAAUAGUGCGCCACUGUAACUAGAAAUUUGUUAAAUAGCCUAGCCGUUGAGGAGCAGUUUUCUACAUUCAUACAUAUAUAGAUCGUCGGCCUAGUCAAGGUGGAGAGUUAUCCCCAAAAAGUAGUGUACUUCACGGCGAUAAGAUAGCGAAAAAUAUCAGUGUAUAUGUUAUGGAAUUGUAAAUUGAAUAAGUGUUGAUGAAAACUAGCAACUAAACAGAUCAAAUGUGAGACUUAACUAAGACCUGAGUCCUUGAGAAUCAAACAAACUCUGCUACAGAAUUAAUGUACUUGAACUUCAAAGAGGAGACUUACCUAAGCCAUAAAAUAUAAAGUUUUAUACAACGCGAGGAUGAUGCAAAGAUAUGUAUAUUUUGAUAUGCUCACGCAAAGUGCAAAUUUCAAUAAUUGAAAAACGGAAUAAAUGCAAUUAUUUUUAGGUA
Molecule: messenger RNA, 2338 nt
Organism: Drosophila ananassae
Lineage: Eukaryota; Metazoa; Arthropoda; Insecta; Diptera; Drosophilidae
Gene: nes
Product: lysophospholipid acyltransferase 5
Exons: 3
Coding region: 279-1778 (499 amino acids)
Biological process (GO): lipid modification; phosphatidylcholine biosynthetic process
Cellular component (GO): membrane
Molecular function (GO): lysophospholipid acyltransferase activity; 1-acylglycerophosphocholine O-acyltransferase activity
Source: RefSeq, a predicted model, not a curated record